AUUUAGAUUCUCAGUUCUCUCUAACCCGGGCUCAGCGGGUCAGGGCGGCCAUGUUUCCAGAGACCCUGGUUGAGGAGGAGGCAGCCAUGCCCGUCCAAUCAGAUCCUUCACAACAGAGCAACGUGCAGCGUCUUGCUGAGCCCUCUCACCUGCUGAAGAAUGCUAUAGUCCACCUGAUAAACUACCAGGACGACGCAGAGCUGGCCACCCGGGCCGUACCGGAGCUCACCAAGCUGCUGGCCGACGAUGACCCGGUUGUGGUGAACAAAGCAGUCAUGAUAGUCAACCAGCUGACUCGUAAGGAGGCCAGUCGCCGGGUGCUGGUGCAGUCUCACACCAUUGUAGGCGCUGUGGUGCGCGCCAUGACAACAGCAGCUGACGUGGAGACGGCCCGUUGUGCGGCCAGCGUGCUGCACUGCCUGUCCCACCAGAGAGAGGGGCUGCUGGCCAUAUUCAAGUCUGUAGGGAUCCCAGCACUGGUCCGCAUGCUGAGGUAG
Molecule: messenger RNA, 497 nt
Organism: Notothenia coriiceps (black rockcod)
Lineage: Eukaryota; Metazoa; Chordata; Actinopteri; Perciformes; Nototheniidae
Product: junction plakoglobin-like
Exons: 2
Biological process (GO): cell adhesion
Molecular function (GO): cadherin binding
Source: RefSeq, a predicted model, not a curated record